AUGACUGCCCCCGCGCCCAAUAUCGACCUCAAGUAUGCCGAAGAACGCGAGAAGCGUAUCCGGCCCGAGGGCAUGGCCCAGUUCGUCGAGCUCAAGGACGAACUCGGCGACCUUUCCAAGGAUCUCUACGUGAACUACGAGGAACUGAGCCGUGACCAGCCGCUCUCCAACGGCCAGGACGUCAAGCUACUCAUCAUCGGCGCCGGACACAACGGGUUGCUCGCCGCCGUCCGCCUCAUCCAGGCCGGCGGACUGACGGCCGAGGACAUCGUCCUCGUCGACAAAGCCGGCGGCCACGGGGGCACUUGGUACUACAACCGCUACCCCGGUCUGACGUGUGACGUCGAGGGCUACACCUACGUGCCCCUCCUGGAGGAGACGGGCUACAAGCCGAAGCAUCGCUACUGCGAGGGCCAGGAGAUCCGCGAACAGGCCGAGAGGAUCGCCCGCACUUGGAACCUCAAGGCGCAGUUCGGCACGCGCGUCCAGGACCUCUCGUGGGACGACGCCACGGCCCGGUGGUCUGUCAAUAUGACCCAAGACCUGGGCCCCGGAAAGCCCAGCAGGGAGCUCUCAGUGACGAGUCAGUUCGUCUACGUGGCCCCCGGCGUCUAUCCCGUUGGCCACAUCCCCAAGCUGGCCGGCUUCGACGAUUUCCGCAAACACCACAGCGCCUUUCACACGGCAGGCUGGGACUACGCCGUCACCGGCGGCACCCAGCAAGACCCGCGGCUCACGGAGCUGAGGGACAAGAGGGUCGCCGUGGUGGGAACCGGCGCCACGGGCGUCCAGGUCGUGCCCAAGAUCGCCGAGUGGGCGAAGCACCUGUACGUGUUCCAGCGGACGCCCUCGUACUGCUGGCCGCGGAAGCCGGCGCUCACCGACGACAAGACGUGGUCCGAGGUCGUCGCCCAGGGCCCCGGGUGGCAGAAGGCGAGGCAGGAGAACUACAACGCUGCCAUCGUGGGCGAGACGGACGUCGACCUCGUCAACGACAGCUGGACGGCGGCCAAGGGAUUCUCCGUCAUCAGCGGCAGCUCGGCCAACGGCAUCAUCACCAUGGACAAGAUCCCGCAGCACAUGGCCAGCCUGCAGGCCGUCGACGCCCCGCUCUCCGAGGCGCUGCGGAAGCGCGUCGAGGAGGAGGUCCGCGACAGGGGCACGGCGGAGAAGCUCAAGCCGUGGUACUACGGCUGGUGCAAGCGGCCGGCCUUCCACGACACGUACCUCUCGACCUUCAACAGGGACAACGUCACGCUCGUCGACACGGACGGCAAGGGCGUCGAGGGGUGCACCGCCAACGGGGUCCUCGCCAACGGCCGCUACCCCGCGGCGCGCGGCGGGAUGCGCAUCACCGGCCGGGCCGGCCGGGACCUCAACGACAAGUUCGACGAGGGCUGGGAGUCGCUUCACGGGGUCGCCACCAACGGCUUCCCGAACCUGUUCUUCUACACGCCCACGGGCGCGGCCGGGUCGUCCAACUUCAUCUUCUGCCUCGACGAGGGCGCCAGGCAGUCGGCCUACAUCAUCACCGAGGCGCUGCGCCGGGCGACGGGGGACCCGGCCAAGGUCGUCGUCGAGGUCACCAAGGAGGGCGAGCAGGCCUGGGGCACCGAGGUGGCCAAGAGGGCCGCGUGGUUCGCCGUCUUUGGGAACUGCACGCCGUCGUACCUCACCGCCGAGGGCGACGCCUACAAGAUCCCGCCCGAGAAGAUGAUGGCCAAGGCUCGCAUGGCCAGCUGGGGCGAGGGCCCGAACAGUUACGCGAGGCAUACCGAGGCGUAUAGGGCCGCUGGGACUCUCGAUGGAAUAGAGGUCAGCGCUUAG
Molecule: messenger RNA, 1827 nt
Organism: Colletotrichum higginsianum IMI 349063
Lineage: Eukaryota; Fungi; Ascomycota; Sordariomycetes; Glomerellales; Glomerellaceae
Product: Cyclohexanone 1,2-monooxygenase
Exons: 2
Coding region: 1-1827 (608 amino acids)
Source: RefSeq, a predicted model, not a curated record